Molecule: messenger RNA, 1188 nt
Organism: Dothidotthia symphoricarpi CBS 119687
Lineage: Eukaryota; Fungi; Ascomycota; Dothideomycetes; Pleosporales; Dothidotthiaceae
Exons: 1
Biological process (GO): nuclear envelope organization
Cellular component (GO): Nem1-Spo7 phosphatase complex
Molecular function (GO): protein phosphatase regulator activity; phosphoprotein phosphatase activity
Source: RefSeq, a predicted model, not a curated record
GUCAAAGGCGCCCCGGCGCCGCACACCAACGCAUCCGCCGUCGCCGCAUCCGCACCCACGUACGCCCAUGCACGGCACGACGUCGACACAGACGGCCACUCCCCCGCCCUCAAGGCCCCGCGACGGCCUACGCUCAGCGACCCGACCAGCCUGCUGCCGUCGUCUCCGCCGCAGAUCUACCUCAACCUGCUCAUCCUCGAAGCGAGCCUGCGCAGCCAGUACCUCACACUCCGCGCGCGCCGGCGGCAGAACUCGUUCGUGCUGACGCUGCUCGCGGUAUGGAUCGCCUUCUUCUUCUACCUCCUGUGGCUGCGGCCUAGAGACGACGGCAAGGGCAUCGGCGGCUCGCAGUACUGGCUGGUCGACAUGCUGCAGAAGGUCGGCUUCAUCACCGGCGUCGUCACCACGCUGCUGUUCUGGGCAACCGGCCAGUGGGAGAGAGGCGUGCGCUGGCCGCGUCGCUGGGUCGGCGUUGCCAACCGCGGCCUGAGGGGCAUGAACGCCAAGAUUGUCGUCAUCCGCGGCCCGUGGUGGAGAGAGCUCGUCGAGUGGGCGCGCUUCAUCGUGCCCUUCUCGGGCGGCCUGUGGGGCGGCGAGCAGGGCGGCAGCUCCUACCACUUCAUCAACGUUGCCCAGGAGAAGAGCCACGCCCUCGACGCCCGUGGGGGACGUCCACGCCACAGCAUCAUCGAAGAUGGCAAGGAGUACGCCGAAGAAGACAUUGCGCCUGGUGGUGACUACAUCAAGCUGCUGCUCCUGCCCAAGCCCUUCACACCCGACUUCAGGCAGAACUGGGAAAUGUACCGCACCGAGUACUGGGAGCGCGAGAACGAGCGCCGCGCCGAGCUCAGGAUGCGCGUCGGAGCCCGCCGCCGUGAGAUUGCACGCGAAGAGGGUGGCCGCCUGUGGUGGACAGGCUGGCGGGGGUGGAAGCGCGCGAGAGGCUUCACGGGGCGGGCAGCAGACGUGGAGAAGAGCGGACAUGCCCACGCACACUCCCAGUCCCUCGGCGCUUCCAACUCGCAGCGGAAACGGAGACCUAGCACGCUUCGAGGGAGGGAUGCUUCUGGUUCUCACUCGCGCAAUUCCUCGCGCAGCCUGACCCCUACACCUGAUCUCGCCUCUGCAGAAGGCAGGGAACGGCGGUGGAGUAACAGCAGCACUGCGCCCACAACACGCUCUAGUUCU